AUGGAAAAAUUUAGUAAAUUUAAUGACCCAUUUACUGGUAUAAAUCCUUUUGUACAGGGAAAAUUAAGAAGUUAUAGCAUUUUUAAAUGUUUAAUAUUCUGCCCUAUUUAUCUUCUGAGUAAACUUCAUCCAAUAUUUUUUAAAUUACUGUUUUCUAUUAAGAUUUCAGGAAAGAUAAAUCAACAACCAAAGACAAUGAUUUGUAACUCAGCAUCUACUUUUGAUAUACCAAUAUUAAAAUAUAUCCUUGGUAUAAAAAAUUUUUAUUUUUUGAGAUGUGGAAAUUUUUAUGAUAAAAAUCAAUUUUUAAUUAAAAGGAUUACUAAGCCUUGUAUUGUUUUUGUUGAAGGUACUUCCACAAAUAAUAAAUCUAUUUUAAAUUACAAUUGUAAUUUUAAGAUAGAUAGUGUUUGUUGUAUAAAAUAUACAGAAGUAUAUUGUUAUGGAAGUUAUAUUAGAUAUCUUGCAAGCUUAUUGUCAAAUGAAAAUAAAAUUGAAAUAAAUUUUAAACAAACACAAGAUCCAAAGGAUUUAAUAAAAAUAAGUAAUCUUAAACAAGUAAAAUUUACUUAUAAAGAUAAAGAAGAAUUUAAUAAAUUAUUAAAAUAA
Vairimorpha ceranae is the source of this 609-nucleotide messenger RNA. RefSeq names its product peptidyl-prolyl cis-trans isomerase-like protein. The coding region runs from base 1 to 609 and encodes 202 amino acids. The transcript has a single exon. The record is from RefSeq and is a predicted model, not a curated record. NCBI's taxonomy places the organism in Eukaryota, Fungi, Microsporidia, Nosematidae.